This is a messenger RNA of Hypomesus transpacificus, 2500 nucleotides long. RefSeq names its product kelch-like family member 30 (gene klhl30). The coding region runs from base 185 to 2107 and encodes 640 amino acids. The transcript is spliced from 8 exons. The record is from RefSeq and is a predicted model, not a curated record. Lineage: Eukaryota; Metazoa; Chordata; Actinopteri; Osmeriformes; Osmeridae. Gene Ontology annotation, molecular function: protein binding.
AGAAGGUUUUCGCCAUACUGCCAACAGCAUGUUGUUGUAACCAACUCCUGAAACAUUAAAAGGUCCUUUUACCGGAAUUAUGAGCAAAUACUGCUUGUGUUUAUAUCUCUGGUAGACACCAAGCUCAGCUCCCGCUCAGCAACCAGACAGUCAGGUCAAGGUUCAAAGGUCAGGCGGUGUCACCAUGGUGCGUAACGUGGACGACCUGGACUUCUGCCAGUCCACCCACGCCCAGAGCGUCCUGGACGGGCUGCGCUCCCUCUGCUCUCACCCCAAACUGGUGGACGUCACCCUGAGCGCUCGAGGCCGUGACUUCCCCUGCCACCGCGGCGUGCUGGCGCUCUGCAGCUCCUACUUCCGCUCCAUGUUCUCUGGGGACUUUGUGGAGAGCAUCGCGGCCCGGGUGGAGCUGCAGGACGUGGACCCGGAUGUGCUGAGCACCCUGCUGGACUUCGCCUACACCGGCAAGCUGACCAUCAACCAGGGCAACGUGGAGGGGCUCAUGCACACCUCCAGCCAGCUGCAGUUCCAGGCAGUGCGGGCUGUGUGCGGCCGGUACCUCCAUAAUCAGAUCGAUGCCACCAACUGCCUGGGGAUUCUAGAGUUCGGGGAGCUCCACGGCUGUCCAGAGGUAGUGGCCAAGGCCUGGGCCUUCCUGCUGGAGAACUUUGAGGCAGUGCAGCAGGGAGAGGAGUUCCUACUGCUGGAGAAGGGCCGGCUGGUGGCAUGCCUGGCUAACGAGACCCUGCAGACCCGGUCGGAGCGGUCGCGGGUGGAGGCAGCGCUGGUCUGGGUCCGGCACGAGGAGGCCUCGCGGCUGGACAGCCUUCCAGAGCUGCUGGGCCUGGCCAGGCUGGCCCUGCUGCCCCUGGAGUACCUGGGGGAGACCCUGCUGAAAGACAGCCUGCUGCAGAGCUCCGACUGCUGCAGGGAGGCUGUGGAGAGGCUGUACAGAGAGAAAAUGAACCUGGGUCCAGGGGAAGUGGUGGAUGGUGGUAGUGAGAGUCCACAGCCCAACCUGCAGGAGGUGCUGUUCGUCAUGGGGGGUCGCUCGCUGGAUGACUCUGAUGAUGAAGAUGAGGAUGAGGAUAGAGAUCCCAGACUGCUGCCCAGGAACUGUGGCUUCUACAACACCAAGACUAAACAGUGGCAUCAGCUUGCAGACUUCCCUAACUACAACAAGUGGGGAUACUCACUAGUUUCUUUGAAUAAUGACGUCUACGUCACAGGUGGGUUUUCUGGAGCUCUGCCUCACAUCCACCCUGGAGGUAACCCCCCUCUGCCUCACAUCCACCCUGGAGGUAACCCCCCUCUGCCUCACAUCCACCCUGGAGGUAACCCCCCUCUGCCUCACAUCCACCUUGGAGGGGGUUCGCGGGGCUCUCAGACUAACACGUGGUCGACCACGGAGACCUGGAGGUACACCACGAGGGAGGGCGGCUGGGCGAAGGUGGCCCCCAUGCUCCGAGCCCGGACCAACCACACCUCGGUGACGCUCAACGGAGAAAUCUACGUCAUCGGAGGCACAACACUGAACUAUGUGGAAGUUGAACAUUACGACCCUUACACUGACACCUGGGGUAUGACCUGCCCUGCCCUCAGAUAUGUGACCAACUUCACUGCCACGGCGUGUCACGGGAAGCUGUACAUGAUUGGCUCCUGUGCCGUGAAGUACAACGCUUUGACCAUGCAGUGCUACAACCCUGUCAUAGAUGGAUGGAGCGUGAUCUGCUCUCCCUUCAUCCCCAAGUAUCUCUCCUCUCCUCGCUCUGUCUCGGUGGACGGACUCAUCUACCUGAUUGCUGACAACACCAAGAAGGUGUACCUGUAUGACCCUGAGGCCAACAUGUGGCAGAAGGUCCAGUUCCUGCACAUGCUCCAUGAGAACGGGGGCCUGGUGGUUCUGGACGGCCACCUGUAUGUGACGGGGGGCCACUGGAAGGGCAUGGAGGGGGACUACGGUGUGGAGGUGGAGGCCUACGACCGAGCCUCCAACUCCUGGCAGGUGGAGAGCUUCCUCCCUCGCCUCUGGUUCUACAGCGGGGUGUGUUCUGUGUUCCUGGACCCGGCACAGUGGCCAGAACCAUUCCCUGUGGAUGAGGAAUGACGGACGGAGGCUGAGGAUGAAGACUGAGGGCUGAGGAAGAAGACUGAGGGCUGAGGAAGAAGACUGAGGGCUGAGGAUGAAGACUGAGGGCUGAGGGGUUGGACAUGUGGAUGAGGGCUGUAGGAAGGACAGGGCCUCAGGGUCCUAGUGCCAGCUGCUCCUGUCUGCGCUACAUGCAUGCAGAGUUAUUGUGAACAUCAUCAGGGAGUUUGUGUCCCAGAAUAGCAGGUUGCUACAUGCUCUCAUAUUUCGUUAUUCUUUUUUGGUAUUUGUGUGGAGCUCAUAAGAUGUGUUUAUUUAUACCUUCUGUAACCUGCCUCGGAUGUUUUCACUUUUUUUUGUUGUGUUUGUAUUUUAGGAUCCCUAAUGGAGUUAAUAAAUAUUUGUAGAAAA